Molecule: messenger RNA, 18364 nt
Organism: Bursaphelenchus xylophilus (pine wood nematode)
Lineage: Eukaryota; Metazoa; Nematoda; Chromadorea; Rhabditida; Aphelenchoididae
Source: the annotation of a GenBank genome assembly
AUGCCAUUUAAGACUCCCUUGGGCGAGCGAGAGGUGAAUGUGACCGCUCCCAUCUUCAAGAGGGUAAGUGAGAUCAUAAAGACGUAAUCUCACAAAAAUACAAAAACAGCACAUUUAAUUUAUCCUUUAGUGCUGUAUGCUCAUUCGAUAAAGUAAUGUACGGUCGUGACAAUCCCAGAUAUUUUUAUAAGUUUUAGGCCUUUUAUAAAAAGUCAGUGAUUUGUCGGAUAAAGAGUAGUAAAUUGAUUUUUUUUUUACAAUUUGUAAACUCUACGUUUUAAAAAAAUUUAUUCUAGCCCUUACAAGAUCGUCGUGUUAUAAUCGGCCAAUCCGUCCGCCUAGAAUGCCAAGUCGAAGGUCAUCCAGAACCUGUCAUAAAAUGGCUGAAAGACGGCCGAAACGUUACAACGUGUCCUGAUUACGAAGUGAGUUAUUACACAAACAAGCAUUAAUUUCAAUUUCUUAGGUAAUUCAAAGUGGCAACAAGCACACAUUGUUGAUUCCGUGCGCUCAAGGAGCGGAUUGUGGCCGAUUUUCACUGCAGGCGAUGAAUACCGGAGGAAUAAAACAAUCAACUUGUAUGCUGAUUGUGGCUCCAGCACCCACCCCGGUUCCCGGAUCUGCUGCCAGCAUGGCGUAGGUUCUAUUUUAUAUAAUCUGUUAUGUGCCUAGGAGUUCACCAGCUCCCCCUAUGACGCCAGUAGGCCCAUCUGCUCCAUUCUUCAUUAAAGAAUUACGCAAUCAACCCUUCAAACCCGGAGGCGUCGCUGUAUUGGAAGCCAGGGUCGUUGGUGUUCCCAUUCCAACAGUUGAGUGGCUGAAAGAUGGAAGCCCCUUGAAUAAUUAUAGGUUUGUUCGAGCCAUUUUAUGGCUUAUGUAAAUUCAGAGUCAUCACCGAGUACGACUCUCAGUCCGGCAUUUGUUUGCUUACAAUUCCACAGUUAUUCCCAGAGGAUCAAGGAGAAUACACUUGCCAAGCAUCAAAUACCAUUGGAAUUACUGUUUGUUCUGCAUAUGUAGGUGAUGUAGUUUUUAAAAUAAAUUAGGCAGUUUUUUUAUUCAAUUAGAGAGGUAAAAAAUGGUGAGAAUCAAACACCAAGAACAAAUCUUUCAGAUCUUGGCCAGAGAUGAGUAUGACAAAUGGUUGUCUAAUGAGCGAGCAUCGUUCACCAGAGAAAAAAAACAACGCAUGAUUGCGCGAAACGAGCAGCAUCAUUCCAAGUUAAGUACAACUACAAGGAAUGUGGAUAGAAGGGGAUUACUGUCUCCCAACUUUUCGGAUACUGAUACAGUAUGAUUCAGAAACAAUGAUCACUCUAUUUAGGCAUGGGGAUUAAGCGAAUCCGAGACCGAACCCGAGCUAGCCACAUUAAAUUUACAUCGGGACACUGGGCCAGGAUUGGCUCCGUUCUUCAGAAGCGAGUUACGGGGCUUGAGGCUGACGGAAGGAACGGAUGCCGUCUUACAGUGCAAUAUUGGAGGAAAUCCAAAACCAAGGGUAUUGGUUAAAUUGUAAUAAAUAGAUGUUUAGAUUACGUGGUAUCACAACGGAAAAUUAUUGGAGGCCUACGGAGAACCUCGCCGGCAAUUCAGCUACAAAGGAUCAAGCGUCACUUUGCGUAUCAACGACGUGAUCCCAUCAGAUGCCGGCCAGUAUUCGUUGGUGGUCGAAAAUCCUUUUGGAAAAGUAAGCACCAGAUAUGUAGUUUUCAAGUCUUUGCAAACAGAAAUGAAUUGUCUUUUUAUUGAUAUGUCCAUGAACUUUGGCCAGAAUUAACUCAAACGUUUAAAAUCCGUGAGAUGAGAGCGUAAUCAAUUUCCGGCCGAAAGUGUUAUUUGGGCGUGCUUUGGGAUCAAACGCUUGAGGCGUUAAAGACUGGAGACGAUGGCGGAAUGCCAUGCACAAUUCAUUUCCGACUUUCUAAUCUCUGUCCUAAGUGAUAAACAGCAAACAAAGGGGAGGAGGGCCGGGAUCAGACCGUUAUUGAGAGCGACCAAUCAGCGGAGGCCUGGGUACGUGUGUCCCGGAAUUCCCAAUUUUGUGUUCCCCGGUUCUAAUCGUUUCGAAAGUUUGGAAUUGGCCAGUAUAUUUCGUGAGGCCAGGUAUGGCCGCGGCAUAAUGCAACCCGGGAUCAAGACCCAAGAGGAGGGGGCUCUGGAAAAAAGACUGGUUACUUUUUUUUCUUUCUCCCUCUUCCCACCCCAGGAGCAAUUGCACCUUUUGUCGCUGAGGAGGGCUGGAAACGUCCGUUUUUUAUCUUUGAUGGUGCAAUGAUGGGUUGGCCUGAAAGGUGGGGGCGAACGCUUCUUUCCUCAGGGGUUGAAGACCUCACUUGAGUCCCGUCCAUCCAUGAAGCUUGAUUAUCAGCUCCUAAGGGUUUUAUUGGCCCGACAUUAACUAAGUCCCGACCGUAUGCCCAUUUUUGACAGUAUACAUACACUGGGAUUUAAGCUUCGGUUUUAAAUUUUAAGCACAUGUGUUUACGGAUUUUUAAUGGUGUGGCCAAAGAACAUCUGAGGCCUAAACCGAACGGCAUUUGCGACAUCUUUGAUCUUUUAUCGCCUUUCCUGAGAGGGGAAAACGGAAAAAAAACAAUGAAGUUAAAUGUAAUCUCUGUCUUUGAAUGGUCCACUAGACUUUUCUGUUGCGUUGGGUACGGAAACGUCCGCGGCAAAAGAUUUUUCUAAGCUCAGUGAGACCUGGAAGAGUGGGUGUGGGGUCGACCGUGCUGAUUUAGAAAAUCUAUUUUAUUUUUUCCAAAUUUUCUUGUUUGCCUUGAGUAGUACUGUAAAUUAGUAAUGUCUGGAUGUCUUGACUUUUUUUGAUGAGAAGGGAUCUUAAAGGUAAACGUUACUACUUUGCAGUACUAUUUAAGAAAAACAAGUAUCAGAGAAAAUAGAUCGGAUUUUUGAAAUCCACGUCACCGGUUACCCUAAACCCCGUCUAGAUCUACUGAAGCAAGAAAAAAAACUUUUGUGGAAAUUUUGGCCCAACGGACCUUUUCGGCACUUGCGAUCUGUUGGUCUACAACAGUAAAUAGAGUUCAGCGCGGUCUAGGUGUUUUUUUACCGAUUAAAUUUCCCGAAUGCGCGUAGUCACCCGAGAAGAGCCAGAGUGUUUUGAAAACUUAUUUCUUGUUUUCAGGUCCAAAGCUCGGUACGGAUCGAAGUUUUUGCUCUACCGUCAGCUCCAUCGGAUUCCGUGAGCCCUUCGACGCCCAGGAAAACUGUUCAAGUCCAGCAGCAAGGACGGGAACAUCCUAAAGUCGUUGAAGUUCCAGCGGUCAUCCCAGCAACUCCCAAGUCUCAGCCAACACUUCGUGUUUCUGAGAAAAGGAAUCAGCCAGCGCGAGUGGAACCAGUUUUAAAAACACAGGCACCCCAGCGACAGCAAUCCCGGAAGCCGGAAUCACCAGCUCCAGUCCCAAAACAACGGCAGCAACGUUUUGUAAAUUGGGGUCGUGGAAUUCCAUCGCCUGCCGCGUUUUAUCAGCGUGAAAGAGAAGCUCAGAUCCAACAACAAGCUCUUUCCCCGCAUUCUACUCGAUUGACUAGUCCUCCAAAGCAGCAGGAGCACCAUUCAACCGCAGAAUCAAUCGAAAGAAAACCAGUUUUUUCUCAUUCAACGCAACCAGUGCAGCAAGGUUACGUUGAACAAACAAAUAGAGGGUACCAAGCUCCCAUCUUCCAGAAGCAACCAGCCAGACAACAGCCCCAGGUUCCAGCUGAGAGAACACAUCAAUAUCAACCACAGCCCAGUCCAGCUCAACAAAAUUACCCCCAAAGGGCAGAGCCGACACGUCAGGAAGAAACUUUUUAUAGGGAGCCUUACCAGUUUCAACAAGUCUCUAAACCAGUUGUUACACCAGUUCAACAACCUAGCUUCGUUGAACUCAAUUAUCAAAAACACGCUGGUCCUUCAUCUCAACCAGCUACUUUCCGAGAUCUAGACUUUCUUUUUUACGAGUCUGAAGAGGGAACUCAGUACGUUCAUCCGUAUUUGAGGAAGCCAGAACAGGUACAGUACGCCCUACAAUCACAGCAAAGACAAGAAGAAGCGAUGGUAUGAUUUUUGAUAUAUAUUUUUUAGUUUAAAAGAGUCUGUGAAGCAACGAUUUUUUGAUGUAGUUUUGUCAAACACAUCAUGUUGAACACGUUUUUACGUUUUAUAACGACAAAAUAACAAAAGAACUCGGGGAAACACGCUGAAAAUUCUUAUACAACCCUUUUGAGACAUUCUGAACACUUUACUAUUAAUUGACAAAAAUUAUGGGAUUACUGUAACAAAUAGUUUUUGAUCAUGCAAAUAGUUAUAAAUAUUCAAAUUUCAUCGUUUUUACACCUUUUUGAAUAGAGUGUUGUAAGAAAAAGUUCGUGUUACAGUAAUCCAAUGAUAAUUUUCUUAAUAAAAGAGGGCUCAGAAUGGUUAACUGUCUACUACGUCGAGGUUGUAAAUAUGUCUCUCUGAUUCUUUUAAACGAGGUUUGCCACUUUUUAAUAUAUCUGAACCAAGAUAUGAAAAUUAACUACCGAAACCGGUCACUCUCCGAAGAGUCAAGAUGUGUUAUUGGGGCGAAAUGACAAGUUGAUUCCGUACAAAAUCCGUUCCAACGGUGGUAAAAACCGCUGAAAUUGGCAUAUUUAUAGUGAGCAAAAAUUCAUAGUUACCGUAAUCCCAUGUUUUUUGUCAAUUAGCAAAGUCUUCAGAAUAUCUCAAAACUAAAGUAUAAGAAUUUUCGGCGAGUUUUUCUCGCGUUCUACACGUCUGUUAUGUUGCGAAAUUGUUAAAUGCUGAACCGUCAUUUAUUUCGUCAUUAUGAAAUAUUUUUGGAAAAAUUGUAAAAACAUGUUUAACAUGAUAUGUUUGACAAAACGACAUCAAAAAAACAUAGGAUGAAAUUAGACUGCAUACCACGAAUUGAAAACUCCUUUAAUUAAAGCUUUUUUCACUUUAAUUUUUGCUACGGUUUUUUCCUUUGCAAAAAAAUAUUUUGUAUAUCUGCAAGACAUCGUAAUCAAUUUUUUCCAAUCGCCGAAAUGAUUACUUAUUUCUAUUUCCAGGCCUCUAGAUUUCGCCAGUCGGGAAACUUGAAGGCGGCCGGUGAGUUGUUUUUUGUUAUUGCCAUAUAAUCUCGUCUUUCUUCGGGAUUUUUAAAGCGUGCAAAGCGAACACUUUCCUGGUGGGAGUAACAGCUGUUGGCGUUCCAAUAGAACCUUAUUUACAAUACAAUAACGUUGCUUCCAGACGUGGGCAAGCCGCACUUUCUUACCAAGUUCCCACCAAACCUUUCCAUUCAUGAAGGAGAAGGUGUUACACUUUACGCAAAGGCCAGCGAUGACGUCACCAAACUCGCCUGGACCAGAGAUGGCGCUGCAGUUAACAAAGGCGACAAAUACCAGUAAGCAAAAACAUCAAUUAUAUAAUAAUGCAUCAAAAUAAAGGAUUGAGACGAAGGCGGCUAAUGAGAGCAUCCUCACGAUCAGCAAGGCCACCUUGGCCGAAGGCGGAUGGUACCAAUGCGAAGCCACUUCACCCGAAGGAACAGCUCAGAUCAAAGGACGAGUUGUUGUAAAAGCCCGAAAGAACAUUGAAGAAGAUCAAAUGGAGCGGGUUACCCUGAGGAAGAUCGACCGUUCCAAACAAUUGUAAGUGAAGGAUCACACAUCAAAUACAAAAGUCUUAAAGGCAAAAUGCACGCCAAACGCAAGAUAUUCCACAAUCAAAAGAAGCUCCAAAAUUCCUGAGCAAGUUGAGUAACUUGACCUUAAAUGAAGGCCAGCAUGCUCUUCUGGACGUCAAGUUCGGCCCCACUGAGGACCCGAACCUUAAAGUUGCUUGGCUGUUGAAUGGAAAGCCCAUUCUUGCGUCGUCGAGGAUAACCACCCUUUCUGAUUUUGGAUAUGCGGUUCUGGAGAUCAACCCUGUCACCGUUUUUGAUCAUGGAGAGUAUACUGUAAUUGUCAUUAACCAGCUUGGAGAAGUUCGUCAAACAGCUAAUGUGGAAGUUGCUGGUAGGAUGACACCAUUAUGUGAUGUUUCAAAUUGCAACCGUUUAUCACUCUAGUUUUUUUAGGUCUUCGAAGUGACUCUGUUAUCAAUUACAUCCAACGUCAAGGAGAUUCGGCCGUUCCUUUGGGCCCAAACAAAACCGUUGAUCGGCCCAAUUUCCAUUCGGACCUUCGUUCUCAAGAGCUUUUUGAAGGACAGCCGUUGCAUCUUGAAACAAAGCUCACUCCCAUUAAUGACCCUAACCUUAAUGUGCAGUUUUAUUUCAACGGAAAUCCCAUCAAUUCCAACGAUCACCAACAGAUCCAAAUCCAGUCAGGAUUCGUUGUUCUUCACAUUGAUAAUGUGAGUGAACAAGAUGGUGGUUACUAUACGGUAACCGCUGCCAAUGAUGCUGGAAUUGCUGAGACAAGUGCAACUGUUGUUGUUGUUCGUAAGUUUUUACUAUUGUGAUCACAGUUAAAACAACCUUUACUCAACACCACGAUGACGCAUAUUUUUAGCUCGGUUAGAAAAUGUCGAUCACACUCAGAUUCUGGACGUUGAAGAUCAGCUUGAACUUCAACAUUCAAUCAAUGGAAAACUCUUGUCUGCUCCUAAAUUUGUGCAGCAAAUUCAGAGUUACGAUUGCGACCGUGAGCUUGGUCGUUCUUACUUUGAGGCCCGCGUUGAACCACCAAAUGAUCCUUCGUUGACUGUGCAAUGGCUUAAAGAUGGAAAUCCAUUGUCCAAUGCCAACAGAAUUCAGGUAAACAAUGGCGCUUAAUUUAUUUUAAAUACAAUCUAUUUUUCUAGACUGUUAACAACUUUGGUUUCUUGUCUUUAACCAUCCAUCCGACCUACCCUGAAGAUGCCGGAACCUAUACAUGCCUUGUCAGAAGUAACCUCGGAGAGGCUGAAUCGUCAGCUGACCUGACAGUGGUCACUCCAGAAGGUCUCCAGCUUCAGUCCCUUCAUGAAGAUGCACUCCAAGCCAUUAAUGAUAUUGAAGGAUUUGAAGUACAUAUUGGCCCUAUUCCAAACGAGAGACCAGAGGAAUUCAACAGUCUUGAAGCUCCCUCAAUGGUCAGAGGUUUGGAAGGCAAAGUUGAAGUACAGGAAAACGAGCCGGUUCACUUCGAAUGCCGUGUCCAACCAGCUGGUGAUGUCAAGAUGCAAGUAGAAUGGUUUAAGGAUGGCCAGCCUUUGGUAGCAGCCCACAGAUUCCGACCAAUGUUUGACUUUGGUUACAUUGCUUUGGAUAUUCUCUACGCUUAUCCAGAGGAUUCGGGUGCCUACACUUGUGUCGCCAGAAACGAAUUAGGCGAGACCCAGGCUAGUGUUCAACUUGAUGUUCUCGGAAAGGAGUCUCUUCUGUUGGAUGCGCAACAUCCUGAAGGCCUAGAGAGAAUUCAAGAACUCGAGCAGCCAAAAGACUUUGGCUUGGCUGAAGUUCCGGACAGAGAAUGUGAAAAUCCGCCUAAAUUUUUGGGUGAUUUGGAAGAUUUUGAGGUUGAUGAACAUACUGAUAUUCUCUUUGAUCUUAAGGUAAGGGUUAGAAUAAUUCAUAAGAACAAUUAAGGUAACUCCUGUUAAUGAUCCCACGAUGGUGGUUGAGUGGUAUCACAACGAUGACCAAUUGUACCAAGCCAACAGGUUCCAUCCACAAUUUGAAUUUGGAUUUGUUUCACUGAGAAUUAAAGGAGUGAUCCCAGAGGAUUCCGGAACAUACACGGUUGUUGCCAAAAACGCCUUGGGCGAAGAUCGCAAACAAUGUACUUUGACCGUGAAAGGUCACGACGCCAUAUUGUCGGAUACUCAACACGAAGAGGCGCUAGGAAAGAUCGAAUAUUUGGAAAAUCUUAACAAGUACGCAAGGGAAGAAGUGGUGGACGCAGAGCCUGAGGUGAGUGUUGAUUAUAAAAGCUUUCGAGAUCUCGGACUUCCUUCGCUCUUUUUUAAACCGCGCGGAUAAAGCGUCUCAGUCCUCAAUGUUUUUGUAAAAAUGUGGGGUCGGAGCUUCAUCCAAUUUCAGAGCGGCCCUCAAUUCGUUCAAGCUUUGCCUGGAGAUGUUGGUGAAGUAGAAGAAGGCGAGCCUUUACACUUGGAAUGCAAAGUUGAACCAGUCGGUGACAAUACCCUUAAGGUCUACUGGUUGCACAAUGGAAAUCCACUUCCUCAUGGUAAGGAUGACAUCAUCUUUAAUAAAAUGCUCUUUAGCUCAUCGAUUCCGGACUUUCCAUGACUUUGGGUUUGUAUCACUAGAUGUGUUGCAUGUUUAUGCCGAAGAUAGUGGCACCUUUACCUGCGUGGCUGAAAACGCGUUAGGCAGGGCUGAAACCAGCGUAAACCUUAACUGCGAACGUAAGAUUUUCAAUUGUCAUCGCUAGAGUACUUCUUCUUCUCCUAAAAAUUCUUUUUUAGCGAAGAACCGAGUCAUCGGAGAGACGCAACAUCCCAGCAGUGUAGCUAGAAUUGAGGAGCUUGAAGCUCCAAAACUGGCCCCAGAAGAAGAACCGGAACCAGAAAAGGAAGGUGCUCAUUUUAUUAGACCUCUUCAAGGCGCCGUUCAGGCGUCUGAAGGCGAGAGUAUUUUCCUUGAAGCUCAGGCAGGCCCUGUGGAUGAUAACACACUGACCGUAAGUGUCAAAGACACAAACAAAAACAUUAUUUUUUUUAGCACGAAUGGCUUUUCAAUGGUCAGCCACUUCAACAGGCCCAUCGUUUUGUUACCAGUCAGGAUUUUGGAUUUAUUGCUCUAAACAUCCUCUACAUUUACCCUGAGGAUUCUGGAACCUAUACUUUAGUGGUCCGCAAUGCCACAGGAGAGGCCACUUCGGAUAUUAACAUUGAAGUUGAAGCAAAAGGAUCAAUGCUAACCGAUACUUUCCAUCCCAGCGCUGUUGACAGGAUAACAGAACUCGAAGCCCCACGACCUGCUCCAGAAGAACAGCCCGAAGCCGAGAAGGAGGCUCCAAAAAUUGUGAAACAACUGGAAGCAAUUCCGUUAUCUCAAGAAGCUACGGCCGUACAUCUAGAUGCUCAGUACACGCCUAUUGAUGACAACAGACUCCAAGUUGAAUGGCUUUUCAACGGGCAACCAUUAAAACAUUCUAAUCGCUAUAGAGUUACCAAUGACUUCGGGUAUGCCGCAUUGGACAUCAACUUCUUGAUUUCUGAAGAUGCCGGUGAAUACACUUUACUUGUUCGUAAUGAUGCUGGAGAAGCCAACACUUCCACUGUGAUCGAGAUUGAAAGUGGUGCCCUUAUCUUGGACGAGACUAACCAUCCGGAAUCUCUUCGCAGAAUCCAAGAAAUCGAAGCUAUAAGACCAGCCGAACCCGAGGAAGACGAGCAACCCCCAGAACCUCCAAAAUUCACCCAAGAGCUUCAGACACCUCAAUCAGAAGAGAUUAUUGAAGGCCAGCCUCUUCACAUGGACUGUACAGUCCUUCCCAUCAACGAUAACAGGCUCAGUAUCGAAUGGUAUUUCAACGGACAGCCUCUCCAAUUCAGCUCCCGAAUCCGCACCAUUCAUGAUUUCGGUUAUGUAGCAUUGGAAUUCCUUCACAUCCACCCAGAAGAUUCUGGUACUUAUACAUGCCGUGCUGUGAACGAAGCUGGAGAAGCGACUACAAAUCUGGAUCUUCAUAUCACAGGAAAAAAGAAUAUUUACUUGGAAACUCAACACGAGGAGUCGUGGAACAAGAUUUACGAGAUGGAAAACAGGGUCAUCGAACGAGAACCUUCUCCGGAAUUGGUAUUCCAGCCUCCAAACUUUACUCAGCAAUUGAACGAUACCGGGGAUUUGACCGAAGGAGACCAUAUUAGAUUGGAGUGCAGACUUCAGCCAGUCAACGACCCUACCUUGAAGGUUACCUGGACAGUUAACGACCAGCCAUUGCCACAAGCCAGUCGAUUUAUUCAUUCCAGGAAUAUGGAUCUCAUUGUACUAGAGAUUCCAGGCGUUGUCGGAGAAGAUUCCGGAUUAUAUUCUUGUCACGCCGAAAGUGCCUUUGGGGAAGCCACCACCUCUACUACUAUUAAGGUCACGCCUACGGAUGCCUUGUUGUUGGACACUCAACACGAAGAAUCCUGGAACAAAAUCCAGGAGAUCGAAAACAGACAGCCCGUGGAGCCAAUUGUUCCCGAACCUGAGAAGGUUGCUCCUUCCUUUGUUGUCAAUUUGCCACAACUUCCAUCCUUCCAAGAAGGAGAUCCUAUCCAUAUUGAAGGCCAAAUUGAGCCCACAGAUGACAAUCAAUUGGUGGUUGAAUGGUUCUUCAAUGGCCAACCUCUAACUAACGGCCAUCGUUACCGUGCAGUCCAUGACUUUGGUUAUGUUUCUCUGGAUAUUUUGUAUGCAUUUGCUCAAGAUUCUGGAACAUAUACUUGUGUGGCUAGGAAUGAGCUUGGAGAAGCCACAUCAGAGACGAUAGUUGACGUCACUCCACAUCAGAUUCUUUAUCUUGACAGUCAGCAUCCAACCAGCUGGCAGAAGAUUCAAGAACUUGAAGCACCAAAAGAACAGCCAGAAGAUUUUGAGCCAGAACCCGCAGAACCACCCAAAUUCAUCGAACCUAUUGAGAAUCUCCAGAGAAUUGAAGGACAACCAGCUCACUUCAAGACGAGAGUUACUCCAAACACUGACCCUAAACUUGUUGUCACCUGGUGGAAGGAUGGACAGCCGCUACAGAACAGCAACAGAUUCCGCCAUACCUAUGACUUCGGCUUGGUUGCUCUCGACCUGGCUCACACAGUCGCCGCUGAUGCAGGAACAUACACAGCGGUGGCUAAGAAUGAGUCUGGAGAAGACCAAAUCAGCGUUGAACUUACCGUUGAAGAAUAUGGAACCAUUCUAUCUGAUCCUCUACAUGAAGCCAGUUGGCGAAGAGUCCAAGAACUGGAGGCUCCGAAGGAGAAACCGGAAGAAGAAGCAGAGCCAGAACAUGGCCCACCUCACUUUGUCACUCAAAUUCAAAGCGUGGGAGAUCUUAUCGAAGGUCAACCCGCCCAUUUCGAGGCUCAAGUUCAGCCAAUCAACGAUCCUAAUCUGAAGAUUCAGUGGUUCCACAACGGAAGACCGCUGCCCGCUAGUAAUAGAUUUGGCAUCAGAAAUGACUUUGGAUUGGUUUCUCUGGAUAUCCAUUAUGUGUUAGGACAGGUAACUGUCAAAUAAAAUAAAAGAAAAAUAUUGAUUUUAGGACAUUGGUGACUACCGUUGUACUGCUACAAAUGCCUACGGACAAGAUUCUACUGAGGCCCAUCUUGAAUGCGAGCGUCGCCCAGGAAUUCUAUCUGACACACAACACGAAGAAUCAUGGAGAAGAAUUCAGGAAAUUGAAGCUCCAAAACCAGAGCAACCAGAGCCCGAGCCCGUGACUUACGCUGCCCCACAGUUUACUCAGCCACUACAGAGUGUAGCUGAUGUUCCUGAAAACUCAAUCGUUGUCUUUGAGGGACGAGUAAUUCCCGUCAACGACCCCAACCUGCAGAUUCAGUGGUUCCGGGAUGAUACUCCGCUUCAACAGAGUAACAGAUACGUCAUGAUUCAAGAUUUCGGCCACGUUGCUCUCAGAAUCCACGGUGUAACGUCGUUCGAUAACGGUGUGUACUCAUGUAAGGCGGUGAACAACGAGGGGGCUACCAUUACCAACGCCUCCUUGACAGUAGCUGGAUCGGAUAACAUCAUCUUUGACACCGCCCAUCCAGCUUCCCUUCAAAAGAUCGAGUAUCUGGAAAGCAUCGACAAGAACCCUCGUCUCGAAUAUCCCGAACAACAAUUCAACAAGCCUAACUGGGUCCAGACAUUUGAGAAUGUGGAGAUUGAAGAUGAAGGAGGAAUCAUUAAAUUGACCGGUUAUGUUGACCCUGCCGAUGAUCCCAACCUUAGAAUCGAAUGGUUCUUGAAUGGAGUUCCUCUUCAAAACUGUAAGUUGAGACUACGCAUAUUGAAAACUUGUUUUAGCAAAUCGUCAUCACAAUGAGAUCAACUUUGGCCAAGUGGUCUUCACCAUUGUUCACGUCUUGCCUCACGACUCUGGAGUCUACACAUGCCGCGCUUUCAAUGAGUUUGGAGAAGCCACGACUAGCGCUACUGUGAAAGUCGGCGAUUACGAAGCUAUUCUUCGUAAUACCCAGCAUCCCGAGUCAUGGGAACGCAUCCAAGAACUUGAAGCGCCCAAGAUCAUUGAGGAGAUCGAGGUCGUCGAGGAGAAGGAAAAGCCCAGAUUCCUGACACAUUUGGAAGACGCUUCUGAUCUUCCUGAAGGCACUCCAAUCCACCUCGAGGCAACCUUCCAACCUGCUCGCGAUAAUGACCUCAAGGUUGAGUGGCAGUUUAACGGCCAACCAUUGGGAGCGUCUCAGCUCAUUAAAACUCGCAGCGAGUUAGGAUGGGCCGCUCUCGAUAUUAGCGCCGUAAAUCCAGAUCAUGAAGGUGUCUACACUCUGAGAAUCGUCAACACUGAAGGCGAGGCAUCCACGUCAGCCACAAUCAAAAUCGCCGGAAUCGGGGAAAUUUUGGGUGACACAACACAUGAAGAGUCAUGGCGUCAAAUCCAAAUCCUUGAAGCUCCAAAGGAGAAAGAACCAACCCCACCGCCAGCUGAGUACGAUGCCCCGACUAUCACUACUCAGAUUGCUGACGUUGAAUGCGAAGAAGGAGAGGCUUCAGGGUUUGAAGCCCUUGUUCAGCCUACCAAUGACCCUAACCUCCAAGUGCAAUGGGUUCGUAAUGGAGAGCCAUUAUCUCACGGCUCGAAGUACGCAAUCUCACAAGAUUUUGGACUGUGUAAAUUAGCAAUAGGAUACACCUUCCCUGAGGACGCUGGAGUUUUCCAAUUGAAGGUCUCUAACAAAAACGGGGAAGCUGUUUCCAGUGCGACAUUAAAAUGCAACGCCAAGGAGGCCAUCUUAGGCAACGUACAGCAUGAAGAGUCAUGGAAAAGGAUUCAAGAAAUUGAGGCACCAAAAGAACCUGAGCCAGAAAAGGAACCGGAACCUAAGGUUCCACCAAAGUUCACAUCUCCCAUCCAGAACGUAGCCGAUCUUCAGGAAGGCCAAUCCGCCCACUUUGAGACCACCGUGGAGCCUAUUAACGAUCCUGAAUUGGAGAUCAAAUGGUUUGUUAACGGCGAACCAUUUGCUGCAUCAUCCCGAGCUAAGUUUAUCAACGACUUUGGUUGGGUAAUUCUGAACAUCAAUUCGACAGAGCUCCGCGACACUGGAGAAUGGGUGUGUGUCGCUACCAACUCGGCCGGAGAAGAUCGUGUUUCGACGACUCUUAAUGUUAGUGGACAUGAAGGUAUUGCAACUGAUCCUAUUCAAGCUCAAUCUCUUGCUCGAAUUCAACAAAUUGAAGCUCCAAAGGAACCCCGGCCAGCAGAAGAGGGACCCACCUUUGAAGCACCAAAUAUCACCGUCCAAUUGUCUGCUCCAAGUGGCUUACAGGAAGGUGACAGCGUGCAUCUGGAAGCUCAUUACACUCCAACGAAUGACCCUCGACUGGUCGUAACGUGGUACAAAGACGGUCAGGUCUUGCCUCAGGCCAAUCGUUAUAAGAUGGUCAACGACUUUGGAUUUGCUAUCUUGGAUAUCCUUUAUGUCUUGGCCCAUGACGCUGGAGAAUAUUCCGUAGUCGUUUCAAAUGAACAAGGAGAAGCUACAACUUCUGCGACAAUCAAUGUCGAAGCCAAGGACGGCCUUCUUCUUGACCCACAGGAUGAGAACAAAGCCCGAGCUGUCCAAGAACUCGAAGAUUUGCGAAACCGAAGACCUGAAGAUACGGAGAUUCCAGCUGAAGAACGCGUACCUGUAUUUGUGCAACCGCUGUCUGCACCAAUUGAAUGCGAAAGUGGAGACCGUGCUCAUUUCACCGCGAAAUAUGAACCCAUCACAGACAACACCUUGGAGGUGCAAUGGUACCUUAACGGCCGUGCUUUGUUGAACAGCUCACGAGUCAAGACUAUUAAUGACUUUGGAUUCGUUGUCCUUGAGAUUUCACCUGUUAUCCCAGAAGAUUCCGGAGAAUACACUUGCAGAGCCAGAAACAAAGCUGGCGAAGCUGUUACCAGCACUACUCUUACCUGCACUCCGAAAGAUGGAAUUGUUAAAGAUACGCAACUGCCAGAUCACAUGAAGGGAGCCCAGAAACGCAUUGAUGAAAUUGAGAACCGCGCACCAGCAAAAGAAGAAGAGCCAGAGAUCGUCUUUGCACCACCCAAAUUUAAGAACCAACUUCAACAACUUCCGCAACUCCGUGAAGGCGCUCUUAUUCAUCUUGACGUUCCAUUAGAGCCAGUAAACGAUCCUAAAUUGAAGGUUGAGUGGUUCCAUAAUGGAGAACCAGUGCGGGACAGCAACCGAAUGAAGACGAUCCAUGAUUUCGGAUUUGUUGUGCUCGAACUCAUUCCAGCCGAACCACAAGACACAGGAAACUGGACUUGCCGUGCAACCAAUGAUUACGGCCAAGACGAAGUUUCCGUUGAUAUUGAGGUGAUUGGAGACAGUGGAAUCCUUUACGACUGGGUCAGUCCUGGAGAGAAACAGGAACGCAUUGAACAACUUGAAGAGUACAUCAACCGUCCUCGAGGAGAAUUGGUUCAACCUGAUGUUGACUACGAAGCUCCUCAUUUCACUGAGACUUUGACUGAUCUUGGAGAAUUCACCGAAACUGAUGCGACUUCCUUCAUGUGUGUUCUAGAACCCAUUGGAGACCCCAGUUUGAGAAUUGAGUGGCAACACAACGGUCACUCUAUCCCUUAUUCUAACCGAAUUCAGAUGACAAACGACUUUGGUGUCUUGACUCUUACCAUCAAACACCUGAUCGCUCAAGAUUCUGGCGAAUACAGUUGCGUUGCGCGGAACGAUAAAGGUGAGGCUGUCACUUCUGGAACGAUUGAAGUUCGCACAAUCAUUGAUGCCGAGGAACCCCAGAUUGUUCAACCAUUGGUAGAAAACAUUGAUGCCAACCAAGGAGAAUCCGUUCAUCUUGAAUCUCGUGUCUUGCCAAUUAAUGACCCCAAGUUGGUGGUCGAAUGGUGGAGAAACGGAGCACCACUUCCAGAUGCCAACCGGUUCAAGACCAACUUCGAAUUCGGUUUUGUCACUUUGGACAUCCUCUACGCUUACCCUGAGGACAACGGAGAUUAUGAACUACGUGUGAUCAAUGACAAAGGACAGGCGUCAUCUGUUGCCCACGUCAACGUGUUGGCCAAGCCAUCUUUGGAAUUUGCUCCACAAGCUCCCGGCUCAACUGCCGAGAACAUUGAACAUCAUAUUAGACAGUUCACUCGUGCUGACAUUGCCUUGUCUGAAGACGAUGCUUACGAUCCAGCUAACCACAAAGCUCCAGAAUUCAAGACACAGUUAUUGAACAUUGGUGUUGAGGAAGGUGACUUCUGUCGCUUUGAAACUCAAAUUGCACCAAUAAACGAUCCCUACCUUAAGGUCGACUGGUAUCGUGAUGGGAAACCAGUUAACAUUGGUAACAGAUUCCGCAACAAUCUUGAAUUCGGAUACGUCUCCCUUGACCUGCUUUACGCUCUCCCUGACGACACCGGAGAGUAUACUUGUGUGGCGACUAACCAGUACGGCCAAGCUGUCGCUACGGCUAAACUUGCUUGUUCGACUGCCAGCCAUGUUAUUACUGACUCACAGUUACCACAAUCCCUCAAGGUUCGUGACAUCAAGAAGCAAAAUGACAACCUCCACUGGUAAGAAAAAAUGGAAUUUACUCAUAGGCUUAUUCAGGGUUGAACAAAAAGGCGUGCAGCCUCGACAGAAGCAGGCUCCACAGUUCACGAUUUCUCCUCGAAAUGUGCAGGUGACGGAGAACCAACCUGCUCGUUUUGAAUGUGCCGUUGUAGGAAAUCCCAAGCCAAAGGUUAUUUGGUAUGUCAAUGGAAUCCAAGCUCUACAAGUAAGUUCAUAAUUCAAGUCUGACAACUUAUUAGGGUCACCGAUAUAAACUUAACUUUGACGGUGUCCAUUACUUGACAAUCUCCCACGCCCGUAUCUCUGAUGCUGGAACUAUCGAAGCCAUCGCUAAGAAUUCAGAAGGCGAGGUAAUUGCAAGUGCCAACCUUGACGUCUUCCAACGCGAUGACUUCCGUCAACAGAAACUUCGUCGGGCUGACCAGAAGACCAACGAAGAAAUUCAGGACCGCGUCAACCAAUGGCAAAAGGAAACCCUUGGCCAGUUGGGAGAUGUCUUUGAACAGAAGCCGAAGGCCAACGUGAACAAACUCGUUAGGGUUGAACGAUCGAAGCAUCCCGUUGAACCUCUCGAGACUGAGGAAUUGGUUCAGAAGUUCACUCGAGCCAAAGAUGAACAGUUCUAUGACAAGUUGUCAUAUGUGGAGCGCGAACGAAAACAAUUUGGCGGUUUGGAAUUGGAGCCAGUCCAACUUAAACCAGGACAGAUUCAAAAGUACCAACCUGAACAAGAGAAGUUGGAAGCCGUUCAGUUGCGUGAAAUUGACAAACCAAAAGAAGAAAGAGACCCUCAAAGAUUUAGAAGUCCUCCACCGGAUUGGGCUGCCGGAGGUGUUAAGCUAGGUGAGCCUGUCGGAAAAGUGAACCAGUUGGAUGAACCUGAACCAGAGAUCAAUAUACCUGCCAGAGACCAAGUUAAACUGAAAGGAGCCAAGCCAAAGCCUGCUGCUGAACUUCCCUCUAAUGAACGGGUUCGUAUUCAAGAAGAGAAGGCCAAGAUCAGGCAGCCUCGACAAGGUCCCGAAAUUGAGAAGGAGAAGGUCAUUCCUCACAAAGACCAAGUGAACAUUCGACAGAAAUACGCCCCUAAGGAGAUUGGACCGACUGAUCACGUUGUUGUUGAAAGCGGACCGUUGAAGGGAACCCCACAAGUUGUUAAGGAGUAAGUCUCUUUUAUAAUUCUUACAAUACAUGUCAUCUAAUUCAGCGAGAUUCCACGUGUUACUGUUGCAAACAAGCCACAGCCAACCAAACAAGUUCAAUCUCAGAAGGCUGCCCCAUCUAUUCAAAACCAGCUCCAGCCAGUCCAAGCCGAGCUCGGCCGCUCUGCUCGGUUCAGUGUCAACUUUGCGGGAGACGCCCCAGUGACUGCAAAAUGGUAUUUGAAUGGGAAGGAACUUAGAUCAGCGUUUGACACUCAAAUCAAAACGACCGAGAACGAGUCUACUCUUGAAUUGAGUAAACUCAAAUAUAAUCAUCAAGGAGAAUAUACUGUCAAGCUCUCGAAUGUUGGAGGUCAGGCCGAAUCGACAGCCAAUCUCACGGUUGCCGAGCCAGCCAAGAAGGGAGCUGCCCCUAACUUCUCACAGAUCAUUUCUGACCAGCGAGCUGCUCAGUAUGCGAGUGUUGUAUUCUCAUGUUCUGUAACAAGUGAUCCAGCCCCAACAAUCUCAUGGUUCAAGGAUGGAAAGCCAUUACCAAACGACUCCCGAUACGAGAAAGUGCAGGAUGGAACAAAUGUCAGCUUGACAUUAAAAAGUGUUGUCGCUCCAGAUGCUGGUGUUUACGAAUGCGUAGCCAAAAAUCCGGCCGGGGAAUCCCGGUGUAAAGCAAGACUUAAUGUCAACCUUUCGAAGACUGGAAAGGAUGCUGAAGCCGGACCCAAGUAUGAAGCACCAAGAUUCUCAACGCCACUCAAACCACUGGUAGUGGCCACCGGACAAGCUGCCGAAUUCAGAUCUCAAUUUACCGGAUUUCCAGGUAACCAAGAAAACUUAGGUUUUUAACAAACAAAACUUUCAGAUCCCAUGGUUAGGUGGUACAGAAACAACGAACCCAUCAAGCCUGGCCGUGCUUUCGAAAUGGGGCACAGCUCUGGAGAGGCAUGGCUGAAGAUCGCCUCAAUCUCAGCAGAACAUGCCGCAGAAUACAAAUGCGAAGCUAGCAACCCCGCUGGUAAAGCCAGCACAGUUGCAAACUUGGUGAUCAAACGUGAGUUUCAUCUGUCAAACGCUAACUUCAUUUUAGCAACCAGCGGAAAAAUCACAAUUGUCCCAGCUGGAGCUACUGGUACUGUAGUGACUGAAGGCUCAGCGGCUAAAUCCAAAUCAUCCAAAUCUGCUAAAGCGCCACAGUUCCUGCAGAAACUUACCUCAAUUAAUGCUCGGCCUGGAGAGAAUGUCAAAUUAGUUGCCGAAUUUGAUGGCGAACCUGCUCCGAAUGUAACAUGGAACUUCAAUGGAAAAGCUUUAACCGCUGCACAUAAGGUAUAUCAUAUGCCAAUUUUUUCAAACUCUUUUGCAGGCGACCCAAGAAGGCAACAAAGCCAUUCUUGAAUUGACUCGUGUGUCCGCCCAAGCUGCUGGAACUUACACUUGUGUUCUCAAGAAUGCCAGUGGUACUGCUCAAUCCGAGGCCAAGCUCAACCUCCAAAGUAGGUAG